Colletotrichum godetiae is the source of this 1095-nucleotide messenger RNA. RefSeq names its product Alpha/Beta hydrolase protein. The record is from RefSeq and is a predicted model, not a curated record. The transcript has a single exon. The annotation marks the transcript as partial. Gene Ontology annotation, molecular function: hydrolase activity. Lineage: Eukaryota; Fungi; Ascomycota; Sordariomycetes; Glomerellales; Glomerellaceae.
CAAUUUAUCACGAUCUUCACAAUGCCGACCUUCGAGGAACACGAUGUUGGCUACGCCGACAACAAAAACAUUCACUACCUCGCCGCUGGUCCAGUCAAUGGACCUCUCCUCAUAUUCGUCCAUGGCUGGCCAGCAAUUGCACUAGCAUGGAAGCCUCAGCUUGAGGCGUUCAGCGCUCUGGGAUUCCGGGCCAUCGCACCGGACAUGCCCGGAUACGGCAAAUCAACAGCUCGCAAAGUCAUCGAGGACUAUUCCCAGCAGAGCAUUCUCGAGGGUCUGCUGGCACUCCUCGCACACACCGGUCGGAGGGAGGCCGUCUGGAUUGGUCAUGACUGGGGUUCUCCGUGUGUUUCAACAGUUGCAGCCCAGCAUCCGGAAGUUGUCAAGGCGCUAGUGAACGUCUGCGUUCCGUAUCGCACACUCGACUUGGGACUGAAAAACAUCCUGAGUCUUGUUAACCGCCAGGUCUAUCCCGAGGACCAAUAUCCCUACGGGCAAUGGGACUACAUGCGCCAUUACGAAGAGGACUUUGAGAAGGCUAUCGCCUGGUACGAGAAGGAUGUCGAGGGAAUCAACAAGGCUUUGUGGCAACCGGGCAAGCCAGUUCAUCCCCCUAAACCCACAUUCACUGCCACAGUCAGAAAGGACGGAGGUUGGUUCGGCGGCAUCCCAAAACCUCCAUCACCGGACCAACUCCCAGCUCCCCUCCUUGAAGGAGACGUCUUUGAUGAGUUCACCAAGUCGAUGAAAAAGACAGGAUACUGGCCGGGAUCAGCCUACUACAUGAAUCACGAGCGUAAUCACGAGUUCAACUCAAAGGCACUAAACGGUGGCAAAUUUGAGAAGCCUGCUUUGCUCAUCCAUGCAGCCUUCGACUACGUUUGCGAGACCAAGACUACCCGACUGGCCGAGCCAAUGCGUCAGGCCUGUAGCAACCUCACCGAAGUUACUGUGCAAGCUGGACAUUGGGUAAACAUGGAAAAGCCGGCUGAGACCAACGCAGCUCUUUCUAGGUUCAUCAUUGAGGAAGUUCCUGAUUACUGGCCUGGGUUUUGGGAAAGCGGGUAUGCGAAGCGCGAAAAGUCGGUGCUAUGA